UCGCCAGUGCAUUCUCUCUCCUCGCUCCGCUUAUCUCUCUCUCUCCUUCAUUUGGUUCUCCGUUUCCUUUCCGUGUGACCGAAAAAGCGGAAAUUAAAGAGAGGAGAAACAGAGGACGGAAUGGGAGAGAGUGCGCGUCUGCAUUUGGCGCCUUUAGCGUAAGAAAGCUGCGGAGUGGAGCAAGGGGGGAAGGAUUUAAGGUUGUGUGAAGAGGAGGAGAAGGGAUUGUUGAGCGGAGGAGGUGAUGAAGGUUUACGCGGCGGCGGGUUCGCCGUGGAAGCGGAGGUGGAGGGGGCCGACGGUGGCGGUUGGUUCACUCGUCUGCUUCUCGUUGCUCGUUCCGGUUGCCUUUUUACUCGGUUUCCACAACCGCUUUCCAUCGGGGUUUUUGGCUGAGGAUCGUCUGCCAUUGGAGAUCAGCUUUGGCAGCCAUGAACGAGUGGAAAGCGUUCAAGAAUCAUUCGAGGAUGCCUAUCCGAGAAUUGAUAAAGCAAUUGAGAAGUUUAGAGUUUCUCCAAUCAAGGGUAUUACUGAAAAAGAACCCACGAUGCCAGCUGAUUCAACUUUAUACACCAAUACCGAUGCUACUCGUUUGAGCAAACCUGUGCCUGUCUCGCAGCAAGGAGACACCACUUCUCAGUUUCAUCUUAAGAGCACUGUCUCUACUAUCUAUCCUCUCAAGAAAAAGGACUAUAAUUCUACUUCUAAAGCUAUGCAUACUCCCCAGAUAGCUAAAGCAGAGUUAAUUUCAUCUAUCCAUACCAAUAAACAUGGUGGAGAGAUCAGGAAGAGUCACUUGGAAUUGCCAGUUGUUGAUGGUGCCAAAAAAUCGUGCCAGCUAGAAUUUGGAAGCUAUUGCCUUUGGUCAACAGAACAUAAAGAAAUAAUGAAAGAUUCUGUGGUGAAGAGACUAAAAGAUCAACUUUUUGUAGCUAGAGCUUAUUAUCCAAGCAUUGCCAAACUUAAAGCACAUGAGAACUUGUCACGUGAACUUAAGCAAAAUAUUCAAGAUCACGAGAAAAUUCUGAGUGAUGCUAUUUCAGAUGCUGAUCUACCACCAUUGUAA
Messenger RNA from Phalaenopsis equestris, 1066 nucleotides. RefSeq names its product probable galacturonosyltransferase 7. The record is from RefSeq and is a predicted model, not a curated record. The coding region runs from base 245 to 1066 and encodes 273 amino acids. The transcript is spliced from 7 exons. Lineage: Eukaryota; Viridiplantae; Streptophyta; Magnoliopsida; Asparagales; Orchidaceae.